This is a messenger RNA of Penicillium cinerascens, 3057 nucleotides long. Its product is annotated as basic helix-loop-helix domain-containing protein. The record is from RefSeq and is a predicted model, not a curated record. Gene Ontology annotation, molecular function: protein dimerization activity. Gene Ontology annotation, biological process: positive regulation of transcription by RNA polymerase II; SREBP signaling pathway. NCBI's taxonomy places the organism in Eukaryota, Fungi, Ascomycota, Eurotiomycetes, Eurotiales, Aspergillaceae. The transcript has a single exon. The coding region runs from base 1 to 3057 and encodes 1018 amino acids.
AUGACUGCACCCUGCAUGGACAGUGAUUUCCAGCUAUUCUCUCCUCGCCGCCAGUCCGAAGGCGACGACACUCGGGGAAUGUAUUCCCAGCCAACCACAGAAAAUGCCAACCAGGAUUGGACCCAGUGGAUGCGAUGGGAUGAACCCAUAUUCACCGAAGGCGUCCAGAAGCCGCAAAUGGACCAUCCCCUUCCCUUUGUCUCCCCGAACACGACCUUGAGCUCGCCCGGCCAGGUUCACCAGCUGGACUUCUCGCCGCAGCUUCCUCUUGGUUUGAUGGAAAUUCCCUCCGAGCCCAUCGGAGGAAUGGCCCAGAAUCGGAACAUGAGGGGGUCACAAGACUCACAGUUUCAAGGCCUUGUUUCUCCGAUCUCCAGUGUCGGUACAUCUCGAAAGCGAAAGACAGGCAGCGACGACGACGUCACUACUGUUACUGGCCCUGUCCAGCCGGGCAAGAAAAUGCCCGCCAAGAAGCGUGCUCACAACGUCAUCGAAAAGCGAUACCGAGCGAAUUUGAACGAGAAGAUCGCCGAGCUGCGCAACAGUGUGCCGAGCCUGCGGACGACGAAGAACCCCAACGGUGACUCGAAUGAAGACGACGAUGACGAGGCUACUUCUGCCGGCAAGCUGAACAAGGCUUCCAUUUUGUCGAAGGCCACCGAGUACAUCAAGCACCUGGAGAUUCGCAACAAACGUCUGGAAGAUGAAAAUACUGGUCUAAAGAACCGCCUUCGCCAAGUUGACAAGGCGGCGGACCAGGCGGUCACAUCAACCGCCUCCGUCUCAUCGCCUAGCAACUACACCGCUUCUAGUAACUCUGAUCCUACAUCCCCGAGCGUGUUUUCCAACCCCGAGGAGGUUACUGAAAGUUCGCCAACCCCAUCAAAUCCCCCCGAGGGUCUCAUCAAGGUCCCUGAUGCAUGGAAGCGCAUGCGUGCAGAGGCUGCACAGACAGGAAUUUACGCUGAAUCAUACAUUAAAUCAUCCCCCCGACCUGGCCAUUAUGGACAAGAAGAGGGUUCUCGUCGACGUUCCAAGCUGCCCAACAAGUACAUGUUGGGAGCACUCGCUGGACUGAUGGUAUUGGAGGGUAUGGGCUCGGACAAGUCCGAGACCGAGGAGAAGGGUCUUUUUGCUAUUCCUCUGAACCUGCUCAACCGACUGCAGUCGCCCACUCUCGCCCACUGCGAGUACUAUCUGAAGAAUUUUUGGUAUUCGUGGCACGCGCGAGCCUUCUCUCACUUCCUUUUGCUCGCCACUCUGGUGGUUGGCAGCGCAUUUAUUGUUUUCGUUUACCUGUUCAACGCCCAGCCCGUUACUCAGCGCGGACCGGCGAAGGCCCUAUCUGAAGGCAAGACUGCUUCGCUAACCUCGAAUGACUUCCGUCGACAGGCUUGGCUCACUAGCAUGCAACGGGCCGGUGUCCCGCGCCACAGGUUUUUCCGUGAGUGGUAUGUGGUGACCUCGCGAUGCUUCGAGUAUGUCCUGCGGUGCUUCAUGGGGUGGAAACUCUAUUCCUGGGCUACAGGCAUCACCGAGGAUGAUGAGAAGGGUCGCGUGAAGACUUGGGAUAUUGCCAUUGAUGCGCAGCUCACUGGUGGUGAUGCCGAGAUCAGUAAGAGCCGCCUUGUGCUUACAAUCUUUGCCGCGGGUACUCUUCCGGCAAGCCCCAUGAGGAUGAUGCUCAAGGCUUUGCACGUACGCAUUCUUCUGUGGCGAGUUGGCGAGCCUGGUUCCUGGACAUUCCACGUCUCCAACGAUAUCGCUCGUGCUCUGGCCAACUACCAGUGGGGCGUUGCACGAGAGAUCAACAAUGCCAUCCCCGAAGGACAUCCCGAUCAGCUUCCAAGUCACCUCGCUUCUUUGGUUAACCUCGACUGCGACGAGGUUAUGACCGACUCUAUCAUCCAACGUGCUGUGAACCUGACAUGGAAUCGACCCACGCAGGAAGGCACUGGUGACGAUGAAGUGCUUCUCGAUGUUGUGGAAGAAGAUCCCGCCAUCCAGUGCUCAGUCGAUGCCCUCGCUGCUUGGUGGUCUAGCCACCUUCUCCAGAGCGCACUGCUAAAGUACCUGGAGGCUAGUGAAGGUGGUCCAGUGUCCAAGGCCAGUCGUGACGGCUUCAAGGAGAAGAUCCGCAUGGCCCUUGAUGCUGCCCCGCGACUUUCGGCAGCUUACACCCGUGCACUCGUGAUGAAGGCAGUCUUCUUCGAGCAUGGUCGCAUCCAGAACGUGGGUGCUGUUCUUGCUGCUCUUCCGAAAGACAAGAGAAAGGGCGAGCGAAACCAAGCCGCCAACUUCCUUGAUUCUUCGCUUCCCGUGUCGGUCCGUGAAGAGAUUUCCAUCGCAGUGCGCUGCGCUAUGAUCGCCGCCGUUGUGACCUCGCGACCUACCGGCGAAAGCCCCUUGCCUGCGUCUUUUACCAUCCACAAGGCAAUCAAUUGGUUCAACCAGCUUCCCAUCGACCCGGUGGAGCUCAGUCUUCUUGGAUUCUCCGCAGUUUAUCAUUUGCUGCAUCUUCUCGCAUCGGAUGUCGACUAUAUUGUCUCGUCCGAUUCAUCGGCUCCGUCGACCUCCGUCUCAGAGGCCGCUUCUUCCGCUGACGACGAGGCUGAGGAUAAGCCUCGGGCAGCCCGUAAGCAUGCUGUCUGUCCCCGAGACAUCCCGAACAUUGGCCGUGUUGCCGCCGAACUCAUCUACUGGUCCCGCAAUGCGUAUAAUCCGGCUUUUUACGGGUUCUCAUCCAAUUUGGUCGAUGUCAUCGUUAAGUCAUGCACCACACUUUGUGAAAAUGCAGGUAUCAACCUCGAUGAAUACCUCCACAAGAAUCCCGAGCCUAUGCCAUCAAGGAAGCGACGAACCCGCCGUCGCCGGGGCGCAUCCAACCAAUCCCUCCAGAGCGAUGCCGACCAAGACCUGGUCGAAUCGCAAACCGCACAGCCUCCCCGACGAGAGCGAUCGGCUAGCAAUGAUACCGGGUAUGGCAGUCUCAGCCUCGAAGAAGAUAUUCAGUCCAUCCCUAAGAUUCCCGAGAAGGUGCAGGAAGUUUCAGCCUGA